Molecule: messenger RNA, 4066 nt
Organism: Alosa sapidissima (American shad)
Lineage: Eukaryota; Metazoa; Chordata; Actinopteri; Clupeiformes; Clupeidae
Gene: fbxo10
Product: F-box protein 10
Exons: 13
Coding region: 342-3245 (967 amino acids)
Biological process (GO): regulation of apoptotic process; ubiquitin-dependent protein catabolic process; protein ubiquitination
Molecular function (GO): protein binding
Source: RefSeq, a predicted model, not a curated record
GCGAAGGAAAAACAUCCGAUUCGUCCUUGCUCGGUGUGCAGUUCUUGAAUGCAACUAGGAAACCCGUAUGCCUGGAAUGAGUGAUUGAGGUCUUAUAGCGACUAAAAUGACGGUCGGCGAAAGAAAACAUAAACGGAAAGACUGAUCACAUGCGCUAGGAGGGACCAAAGAAAAUGUAGCUGAAUUUGAGGUGCCUUUUACUCAAACGUCAUCAGAAAAUGCUGAACGAGAGAGAUGAGGACAAUCUAUUGAAUGUCAUGGAACUUCCUUAACACCUGACCCACUGGGAUUUAAACUGACAAGUGAUAUCCUCAAGGGGCUUCAGGAAAGAGGGCAGGAGUAUGAUGGAGAUGGGGGCGCUGCCAUUGGAGCUGUGGCGGCUGAUCCUGGCCUACCUGCCCCUUCCUGACUUGGGCAGGUGCUGCCAGGUGUGCCGGGCGUGGCGCGAACUGGUCCUCAGCCUGGAUGCCACCCGCUGGCGCCAGCUCUGCCUGGGCUGUCCUGAGUGUCGCCACCCCAACUGGCCCCGCUGGCCCAACCUGGAGCCGCCCUCCUGGAGAGAGGCCUUGCGGCAGCACGCCCUGGCCAGCCGCACAUGGGCACAGAAUGUUCCAGAGCUGCAGUCCUCUGCUUGCCUUACCCUGUUCCGCAGGCGCAAAGACAGGCGCGUGUGGCGUGUGGGGGCCGGUGCCGGCUGUGACUUCGAGACCCUAAGGGGAGCGCUGACGGUGGCAGGACCUUACGACCGGGUGGCACUGCAGCCGGGCCUCUAUGAGGAGCAAGCUGAGGUGUCCCUCAAGGUGCCUGUGGAGAUUGUGGGUGUGGGCAAGUUGGGCGAUGUGGCACUGUUGGUUAGCUUUGAUCAGCAGUGCCCUACUGCCCGACUCUGCAACUUGGUGUUGAUGCCCGCUUGGUUCUCCCCUGUGGUUUACAAGACAUCAGCAGGUCAUGUCCAGCUGGAUAACUGUAAUUUCGAGGGUGCCCAGAUGCAGGUGAGGGGUCCAGGCACAUGCCAGGCACGCUUCUGCUCAUUCGCUCAGGGAGCCUCCGCACACUUCCUGGGCGUGGCUCUGAGCCUGAUGGACAGCUGUGAGUUCAGUGGUAGCGACCAGGCCUCUGUGACUGUGGAAGGCCCACCUGUUGCUGAACGCAACUGGGCCUGCAAGCAUCUGGCUGCACUUAUUAAAACUAUGGCAACAAACUCCGUGGCAAUGACACCAACAGACGCCCUUAAAGAGGGCAUUGUGAACAGUCCGUCCACAGCUAUGCCCCCUGGAGGGCCCAUCCCCAUGGAGUCUUGGACCGGUCAAGACACAGAGAAAGGAGGAGGGCCGAGAGGGGGAAAGGGAGCGCUACUGAGCCAGGGCACGCUGCUGGAGGAUGGAUGGAUCGAGGGUGACCUGAAGAAAGAGGACGAGGAGGUUGGGGGGAUGAAAAGAACGGACCUGGCGUACUUGCUCUCCUAUGAGGCCCAUGGGCUGGCCCACCUGUGGGAGCGCGGGGAUGUGGCGGAGAGUGAGGAACCUGGGCUACGCUCCCUGGUCCAAGAGCUGCAAACGGAUGCCGAUGCACAGAUGCUGGUUGCGGCGGUGCACGGCUGUGUGCUGCGUCACUGCCUGCUGCGGGAUGGCAAGGGCGGCGUGCACAUGUGCAACCACGCCCACGCACGCCUCGAAGCAAACAUCUUCACCCGCCUGCACUACGCUGUCCGCUGCAUUCAGAAUGCUAAGAUGGUGAUGUUGGGUAACGAGGUGAGUGGGUGCAGAGCCUCGGGGGUGUUCCUUCGCCUCUCUGCUCAGGGGCUCAUUGCUGAAAACAAUAUCCACUCUAAUGCUGAAGCUGGCCUCGACAUCCGCAAGGGAGCCAACCCCAUCAUCCUGUGCAAUAGAAUACACAGUGGUCUGCGUUCUGGGAUUGUUGUUCUGGGAAACGGCAAAGGCUCUAUCCGUAGCAACCAGAUCUAUGGCAACAAGGAGGCCGGAGUUUACAUACUGUUCAAUGGGAAUCCUGUGGUCAGUGGAAACCACAUCUUCCAAGGGCAGGCAGCAGGCAUCGCUGUGAAUGAAAAUGGCCGAGGCCUAAUCACUGACAACGUGAUCCGUGAGAACCAGUGGGGCGGGGCAGAUAUCCGACGCGGUGGAGAUCCCGUCUUGAGGAAUAACUUCAUCUGCCACGGCUACUCUGAUGGGGUGGUGGUGGGGGAGAGGGGCAGGGGCCUCAUCGAAGGAAACCACAUCUAUGGAAACAAUGGCUGCGGUGUGUGGGUGAUGUCGUCCAGCUUGCCUCAGCUGCUGGGGAACUAUAUCACCCAUAACCGCAUGUAUGGGCUGGCUCUGUUCUGCCGGAAGGACCCCGAGCCUGGAGCUGGGAGAGAGGGAGGAGUGGACAGGGGGGCCGAGAGAGAUGGAGAGAGAGGAGUUGGAGGAGAAAAUUUGAAUGAGGAAGGCGAGCUGUCUGCCUGGGAGAAUGACCUUGACAGCGAGGACGAGCGCUUUUCUGCCAGGCGACCAAUCAGUGUUGCACUAGUCGAGAGCAACUGCAUGAGCCACAAUGGAGCGGAGGGAGUGUACGUGAAGAGCUGUGAGAGUGUGAACAUCGUCGGCAACAUGGUGGGGGAGAACCGAGGAGUUGGCAUGGCCGUGUUGCAGAGCACCCAGCUCACUCGCUUGGUGGGCAACUGCAUCCGCGGGAAUGCCCAUGCUGGAGUGACCGUGGCCAAGGAAUGCCGCGUGGAGCUCCGCGGAAAUGGUGUCUAUGCCAACGGUGGCCAUGGGGUCAGUUACUGUGGAGACGGACUGAUUGUGGAGAAUGAUAUUGUGGGAAACCGGCGUAGUGGUAUCCGAGCAACAGACAAUGCAGACGUAAAGGUGUUGAGGAACCGAGUCCAGGCUGGCCUGGGCUGUGGGAUCAGCAUCGAGGAGCAGGUGCGAGGCCUGGUACAGGACAACCUUGUUUUCCAGCGCCACCCGUCCAGCCCCACAUCCCAGAUUCAACUGGACCCUGGGAACCAUGACUGCAUGCUGCUCAACAACAUCCUGCUCAGCCCCUCACUGCACGGAUCCGGCUGCCCUGACCCCCACUGGGCCCUGGAAAACCCCCCUCCCCGUCCCCAUAGCAACGACUCCUCUGGCUCCAGCUCCUCUGCCCAUCCCACAAACCUUGCUAUCGCUGUAACAACAAGAAUUACCGCCUCUGUGGAGAGUGGUUGCCAUAACAACGGCAGCAUCUUCUGCACAGUUCUUUGAGGAGGACCUGUGAAGAUUCUUUUGACUGUACAUGUCACUUUGACACUGCAGGGCCCAGAUAGCUCUACAACAAUAUGCACGACAGGAUUGGCCUGGCCUGUUGAAAGAAGCUUACUGAGCAACCAUUUUACAGAGUUUUGCCUUUUUGUGUGAUUAAGCUGUGAACAGCUGUGGUCAAACACCACAGCAUGAUGACUGAGCCAAGUUUGGGUAAGCAAAACAGGCCUGGUGAUAGUGGUCCCUGAGCUAGAUACAGCAAUGUCUGCUGGCCAAUGUACCGAAGUGUCAAGAGCCUUAGCCUUUCCAGCAGAUCACAUCAGUACAGCAGUGUGUAAGCGGUGUGCCAAAACACAUUCCUAACUCUUGAGAAGAACAUACUGGAGGUGAGAGGGAAUAAAAGCACAAUCAGGGUGAUGCGCUCUGCCCUACAGAGGCCUGAGGAAGGUAAGCAGCAGUGGCGUGUGCGCCAAGGGACCCAGUCUCCCUCAGUGCCCAUCUGCAGCCAGCAGGAGCAGUUCAACCACAACAUGCCCCGCUGCCUCUGCCAAGACGACACCUGCCUGGGCUACUCACACCUCACCGAGCCAAAGGACCAGCACCCUUCUACGUCGUUGUUUACAAGGUUUCACUGAUCAAGACCCAGUGUCAAUGCUAACAUUCCAUACCGGCAAUCUAUUUUAAACUGAACGUGUUGUCUUUUCAAAGUACUCUCCUGUGGUUACCUUUGGUAAAAAUGAACCCACUAUCUUAGUAUUUGUCUCAGCUCAACUAUCAACAAAUCUUUUUUUUUACAAAUGUGCCUAUCUUUUUGUUUCAUUAAA